This is a messenger RNA of Parasteatoda tepidariorum (common house spider), 6051 nucleotides long. RefSeq lists its product as uncharacterized. Gene Ontology annotation, biological process: siRNA processing. The record is from RefSeq and is a predicted model, not a curated record. Gene Ontology annotation, cellular component: nuclear RNA-directed RNA polymerase complex. Lineage: Eukaryota; Metazoa; Arthropoda; Arachnida; Araneae; Theridiidae. Gene Ontology annotation, molecular function: RNA-directed RNA polymerase activity.
CUGUAACUAUAAACUGUGGAGAUAUUUCCAUAAUGACAUCUGUUCAUGCUCACUAAAUUUGGCAAGGAACCAAAAGGAUUUUAAAUAUUUGCAAAGAUUUAGAAAUAAAUAAUUUGGGGUUUUUCUAGCCAUGCUUUGAGUUGGUCCUCUCAUGGGAUGUUAUUUGUUUAGUUUCCAGAAUUUGCCAAAACUUUGCUUAGAUACAAAUAUGGUGUGUUGAUUAUACGGUUAUAUUCACGGUUUUGAAGGUUUAUAAUUUUUGGCUACCGUAAUGGCUGACCUUACCCGUGAAUUGAAAUUCACUGCAAGAUUUAUGAAAGAGGGACAAUCCCUAGAUAUUUAUGAAUCUUGUGUUAAAGAUUUCUUUAACAACAUUCCACAAGAGAAGUUAAACCAUGUAUCUAGGUUUAGUGAAGUUAAACAAUAUGUUAAUGGCUUUAAUUCUGAUAGUUCAUUAUUUGAUGUAUCAGUUAUAAUUAUUUGUUCUAAUGUUAAGAGAGAUAGUGACUUGUCUAAUUUUUGCUCUUACAUUAUGAGACAAUGGUGCAAAGAAGCAAGCGAAAAUGAGUAUUUACAUUGGUUGAUACCCGAUAGCUGUAAUUUCACCUUAAAUAAUUAUAACAACCAGUAUAGCAAUGCAAAAGCCUCAGAUUUUUCUUUCGGCACCCUACCAACCAUGAAAAAUUUUGUUACACAAUAUGUGUUUACACAGAGGCAAAAUAUUUCAACUAUUCUUUGCUCUUUUUCUCAUUUGCAGCGUCACUUUUCACUUUAUGUAUCUAAUCGACAUAAGGAUGAAUGUGCUAUUAAUGGCGAAAUGGGACACAAAAUUUUAAUUCAUUAUGAUUCUCUCAAUAGAAUAAUAGCCAACAUGGAUCCAUCUAAAGAAGUAGCUGAAAUAUUUUUUGUCAUGGAACAUCCUCCUUUUUUGUAUGUUAGUUACUCAAAAACUGAGCCAGAAGAUGUAGAUGGUGUUAAUAAGUUUGCCCAAAGCAGAGUUUCAAAAGCCAAAGAACUUGAAUAUGGCUGUGGCAAGUUUGAGAGGACAUUUUCAUUGGGCUGUAGGUGUAACAAAACAUUUCGCACCAGUAAGACGAUAGGGCAAAGUUUGGUUUUGAGAAUAUCUGUUUCAGAUAAAUUUCAAACACGUUGGUUGAUAGAGCAAUUGAUUCUCAGGUGUUCUGUGAAAACUGAAAUUUGUUUUUCAUCUUUAAAUUCAGUUAAAAUUAACUACACUGAGUUGGAUGUUCUCAAAAAAUUUCCAGCAUUACCAAAUAAUGGAAGAACUGACAUCGAAACUAUCAAUUUCGAAUGUGAAUAUGCUUGGAAAGUUAUUCAUUCUCGAACACUGUCAGUUAAACAUGAAAUUGUAUUGCGAAACCAACUAUUUCCUAACUAUGUUAAAACUUUAAUGCAGUAUCUGAAGUCGUGUGCUAGAGAAAAACAUGAUGCUGUCACUAAAGCGUUAUUCUUCAUAGCUGAGAUGGUGGACAAGGGAAUAAUGUUUUCGUUUAAAGAAAUAUUUGAAAAGAAGUUUGAAUAUUUUUGUUCUUUCAUAGAGUCGGUUCCUUUGCCUCCCGGAAUGUGCUAUGCUCGUCGAGUCCUGUUAACUCCUUCUAGAGUUCUCUUUCUUGAGCCGUAUGAGCAUUUUGAUAACAGAGUUAUCAGAAGAUAUGGUACUGAAUACAUGUUGAGAAUUUCUGUUCAAGAUGACAACUUUUCUAAGUUGACAUUCGCCGUUUCACAUAAUUCUAAAAAGGAAGGAAUAAUGAAAGAAGUGGUUGGAAAAAUUCUGGAAAACGGUUUAGGAAUUGGUUCACGUAGAUAUUUUGUUCUAGCUUCAUCGACCAGUCAACUUCGAGAGCACGGUCUAUGGUUAUAUGCCAAAGAUCCUGUUGGUAAUACUGCACCGAUUAUUAGGGAGUGGAUGGGGGAUUUUAGUGGCAUUAAAACUGUAGCCAAAUAUAUGGCUAGAAUGGGACAGUGUUUCUCCUCUACUGAAGAAGGUGUUCAGAUAAGCUUGGACAGUGAAAAUGAAAUUGAAUGCAAGGAUAUUAAAACCAAAGAUGGUCGUUUUGUGUUUUCUGAUGGAAUUGGCAUGAUAUCUACUACUGUAGCAAAUGAGAUAAGAUCAGCUCUGAAACAAAAUAUUGAGUUUUCUAUUGGAGGAUGUUUGUCCUAUGAACCUUCUGCUUUUCAAAUAAGAUAUAGAGGGUGCAAAGGAAUGGUUGUUGAAAAUCCUCGUUUAAAAGGAAAAAUCAUUGGAAUUAGACCUAGCAUGAAGAAGUUUGAGUGCAGUAAUUCGAGUCAACUUGAAGUGGUUAAAACUAGUGCUGCCAGAAGGCUUUUUUUGAAUAAACAUCUGAUAACCAUAUUAGAGCAAAUGGGUGUACCAAAGGAAACUUUCUUAGAUCUUCAAAGUAACAUGAUGUUAAAUUUAAUUGAUUCUUUGUUAGAUGAGAGACAUGCAGUUUCUCUUCUUAAUUGCUACCUUAAUACAAAUUUCCCCUUCACUUCAAUGCUGGCAGCUGGAUUUUCUCUGACCAAUGAACCUUUUUUUCGCUCUUUAAUUCUUGCCUUCUUCAAAGCUGCAGUGGCAAACUUACGUUCCAGUAUGCGCGUUGCUGUUCCGGAAAAAUAUGGUAGAAAUUUAUUGGGUGUACUUGAUGAAACUAAAACUCUAAAGUAUGGUGAAGUUUUCAUUCAGUACAGUGAAAGUACAAGUUUACAAAAUUCUUCUUUUAAAAUACUAUCAGGUCCUGUAAUUGUAACCAAAAACCCUUGCCUUCACCCUGGCGAUGUAAGAAAGUUAAAAGCUGUUGAUGUUCCAAAGUUACAUCACAUUAAAGAUUGUAUUGUUUUUCCAUCCCGUGGCACAAGGCCACAUCCUGAUGAAAUGGCAGGCUCAGAUCUGGAUGGAGAUGAAUAUGUUGCUCUUUGGUAUGAACCUUUAGUGUUUCAGAGAAACAAUUUUUCACCAAUGAUUUACCCAUCAUAUGAAGAAAAUACCAAGCCUAGAGAAUUUACAGUUUCCGACAUGAUAGAAUUUUUCUGCCAUUACAUUCAAAAUGACUGCAUCGGUUCUUUUGCUCAUGCGCAUCUUGUUUGGGCUGAUAAACUCGAGAGAGGAAUUUUUUCAAACAAAUGUAUGCAGAUAGCUAAACGUUACCCCUAUGUUUUGGAUUUUGCUAAGCAUGGCACUACUAAAUAUUUGAAGAAAUCAGAGCGCCCCGAUCAAUACCCUGAUUUUAUGCAAAAAGGACUCAACGGUAAUAGCUACCACUCUAAAAGAGCACUAGGAUCACUGUACCGUGCUUCUAGAGUAUUGGAUGCUUGUUCCAGUAAAAUAAAUUUGGCAGCUGAAUCUUUUUCAUUUGAUCCAGAUUUAGAGUACCCAGGAUGGGAGAAAUAUAAGGACUCUGCCACUGAGCAUAAAGAAAAGUAUUCGACUAUGGUAAUGGCAAUUUUAAACAAGUACUCGCUUCAGAGCGAAUCAGAUGCCUUUUCUGGUUUUGUUGAGCUGGAAGUGAGUAAAAAAUGGCGCCAAGAGAGCACAAAUGUGAUUAAAGUUGUUAAGUGCUACAUAGAUAGCAUCAUGCAUGAUUUUAGAGGUAAAUUUUUUCAAGAUUUGGAAGAUGAGAUAUCCCAACUUGAGUUGGAUAAAAGUGAGAAACAGCAUAUAAAAUAUCAAAGAGCAUCUGCAUGGUACAUGUGUUCCUAUGGAACAAAAUCAGAAAAAAUUCUAAGCUUUCCUUGGAUUUUAAGUGAUAUAUUAGUGGAGAUCAAAUCUUUAAAAAAUAACACAUUACCACACAAUAAUUUUCUUCAAGAUAUUGAUUCUGACAUACAGCAAUGCCUGUCAUCUGGCAUUUUAACCGUCAGUAGUAUAUCUGAUAAUACUUGUUAUUGUAAGAAUGUUCUUCAAGCUGUAGUAACUAACUGGCUAUCUACAUCUGGGCUUAACAUUUGGUCCGAAGAUAACCGGCAUACUUGCAAAGAAUGCAGCCGGAGAGUACUGACCUAUUAUAUGACAGACAGUAAAGAAUCUUGUUGUAGUGUAACUGAAAGAGACAUGUGUUCUUGUAAUAAGUCUUGUUCUCCUAUCAAACUUAUUCUCAAGUUUUUAAAGUUCUUUGUAAAGAAAACAAAGGAAUCUCUUGGUAAGUGCGUUGAGGACUGUGAUGGUUUCAUACCGAGGAAUCUUCAAGAGUUAGCUUUGCAAACUUUGGCCUACGUUGCAAUUACCCGUGACAUAAAAUAUCUUGGCUUGCCAUUUGAGACUUCGAACUGCAGUAAAAACUUCAUUGCAGAUGCUGUUGCUGGAAAUAUGUUUGAAGAAGAAGGUGAUCCCAUUAAAAUUCCUGUAAAUACCACUGAAUUGAAAGAGCUUAUAGAAGAGCACUUAGAGGACAUUAAGGCUUAUUUGAAGAAAAAUUCUGGUGUUAAGUUUUUGGUUUUGCGUCCAGAAAAAGACAUUCACGAUAAAAAUUGCUUAAUUGUGAAUUCUGUUGGAAAGAGUUUUGAGCGAUGGAACCUCGAAGCAAUUUUAUUGGAUCCCGAUUUUACUAAUGUUCUGAAAAAGGCUCUAAAGCCCUUGCCUAUUAUUAAUUAAUGUAUUUUUUAAAAAUAUAAUGAAUUAAUUAAUGUAUUUAUUUAAAAUAUAUUUUUUAAAAAAAAUUUCUGGCCUAACAUGCUUUUUAAAUAUAGGCUGUUCUGCAAUCACUGACCUUAAUAUUAAAUACUAUUAGAAUCUUAGUUGUAAAUUAAUGUUAAUGCUGUAGCUGAAUAUAUGUUGAAGAAAAAGGUAACUAUUAAAAUACCUUAAAUACCGUUGAGUUGCUUAUAGAAAAACACUUAGAGGAUGAAAAAUGAGCAACUACUAAAGAAAGAAUGAUUUUUAAAAUAGUGAAAUCUGUUUGAUUGCCUGAUGAGACAUAGUGGGGCUUCUAAUCAUGGCAUUUCAACUUAUCUCUAUUUUUGUUGGCAAUAAAACAGGUAUUGCUGUAUUUUAUCUUGGCUUUCACUACAGUGAUUUUUUAGAUUUUAAUACUCAAAUACGUUUAAUAUCAUUAAACAAAGUUUUUCCAUUCCAUGUCAGUUUAUUCAGCCAUUGAAUCCAACAGAAAUUAGUACACCUAUGGAAUUAUCAAUACUGAUUUCAAAAGUCUCCUUAAUAUUGGAAUUAGUAAAAGGGAGUAAAAGUUGUUAGCUUUUAUACUUUUGCUAAAAUGGCUCUCUAGCCCCCAUUUCGAUUCACGCACUAAGCUCUAUUAAUACAUGUAACUCCUCUUAAAUCUGUCCUGUAAAUAUAGUUUUUAUUUUGUUUUGUGCAGAAUAAAGUAAUCUAAACAUAGUUUUAUAUGAAUUUCAUAGUUUUAUAUAAAUUUUAUAUAAAUUGAAGCUUAUUGAUUUUUACCCCUUGACUAAUAUUAAAUAUCAUUGAUAUUUUUGAAAUCAGCAACAAAAAUUGUGUAAGCGAAAUUUUUUUAUUUAAUUAUGAGAUGAAGGAUGCCAUUUCUGGAAAUUUUGGUAUGGUUUUAUUUUAAAUAACUGAUAUAUUAAAGGCUGUGAUUAUAUAGCACUUUAUUCUUAAUUUAUAAAUUUUUUUAAAAUAUUAUUUUACUAAGGCUAUUAUUUUCCUCGAUUUAUACUUCCCCUCUACUUAAUAUUGACACAAAUAAUUUGAUUAGUGGCUACAUUGUUAUCUGUUUUUAUUUAAAUAAUAUUUUGCUACGCAUUUUCUUAAUUUUAUAUCCUCUUUCUCUACCAAUUUUGUAACAUGAGACAGUUCCAGCAAUAAAAAAUAGAUAAUUAUAUACUCAAAAUAAUUUUAAAUAAUACUGUAAUUAAAUCUAAAAACGGAAUCAUAUUUAUAAUUUUUUAAUCUAUAGUAAAAUUUUCAUGCUUUUUUCUUCAAUGGACUUAAUGCUAGUUGGGAAAACCAGUAUUCAUUAUAUUAGUCUGGUUUAACUAUGUGUUAUACACAAUUUUAAAAAAAAUAAAUGCGUGAAACUUUUUGUUUGAACAAAUAUCACUGUUUAGGUGGUAAGU